This is a messenger RNA of Puccinia triticina, 456 nucleotides long. RefSeq lists its product as uncharacterized. The transcript has 5 exons. Bases 1 to 456 code for a protein of 151 amino acids. NCBI's taxonomy places the organism in Eukaryota, Fungi, Basidiomycota, Pucciniomycetes, Pucciniales, Pucciniaceae. The record is from RefSeq and is a predicted model, not a curated record.
AUGGCUUCAACUCUACCCAAAAGAAUUAUCAAGGAGACUGAACGACUCGUUUCUGAUGCGCCACCGGGAAUAUCAGCGGUGCCACACGAUGACAAUUUACGGUACUUUGAUGUUGGACUUCAAGGACCCGAAGGCAGUGCUUUCCAAGGCGGUCUAUUCAAACUUGAAUUAUUUUUACCCGAGGAUUACCCGAUGUCGCCACCGAAAGUACGAUUCUUAACCAAAAUUUAUCACCCUAACAUUGACAAACUGGGCCGAAUAUGUUUAGAUAUCCUGAAAGAUCGAUGGUCACCAGCUUUACAAAUCAGAACUGUAUUGCUAUCCAUACAGGCUCUGUUGUCCAGCCCCAACCCGGAUGACCCCUUGGCGAACGAUGUCGCUCAACACUACAAAAGUGACGAAGCGGGAGCGAUUCAACUGAGCCGAGAGUGGACGUCGAAAUAUGCCCAACCAUAG